AUGCUUUUCGGACUUUCUCUCCUUGCUUUGUGCACCCUAGUGCAAUCACUUCCCUCGAAGUCGCACGUAGCUAGGCAAGCCGACGAUGGUACUGCCCAGUCGAUGGCCAUUGUCGACGCUGCCAACACUCUCCUAGGCCUUCUUACCGCGGAGCAGAAUGCAUCACUGGUGUACCCUUACGAAGCAGCCGGGAAUGCAACCCCGGUUUACUUCGGAUCCUCGACCAGCGGCGGCAUUGCCGCUGAGCAGUUCGGUCAGUCAGUAUGGACCAACUACCCCGUCGGCAUCGUGGAUCGCGUUGGGUUGGCCCGUGACAACUUCACGGACACGCAAGAGGAAGCGGUUCUGAACCUGCUACGCGUCAUGUUUAGUGAAGAUGGUUACAACAAGGUUCAGGAGAUCAUGAACGCCGACCAAGUCGAGGAGGACCGUGGUGUGGACUAUGAAGCUGGAUUGGGAAGUUACACGCUAGGCUUUUUCGGGCAGCCCAGUUUGACGUCUCUUUGGAUGAUUCAGUUUGGCGGACAUCAUCUUGGGAUCAACAUGGCCAUGUACGGUAGUAAGGCCGUCAUCGCUCCACUGUUGACCGGUUGCUUGCCAGCCAUCAAUAACGUCACGAAGCGCGUGCUGGCCGCAGAGAACGACAUCGCAUUUUCUCUCGUCGGAUCUCUUGACGAAAGCCUUUUCGCUCAAGCCAACAUCACUCAUGAUGUGAGCACCCUCACUCUUGGACCUGGUCACGAUGGCGAAGAGUACAUCACAGAAGGUGUCAGUGUGAGCCUUUUCAGCGAAGCCCAGCAAGCAUUGGUUGUCGACCUUGUCUCUGAAUGGGCUGGCCUUCUCAACCCAAUCCACUACGCGCCCCGCUUGGCUGAGAUCAAAGCUGGACUGAACGAAACUUACUUUGCGUGGAGCGGUCCCACCACAAAGGAGGAUAACCAGAACGGCAAGUCCUAUUUCCGCAUCAAGGGCCCAGAUCUUUGGGUUGAAUACGCACCACAGACCAAUGAUGAAUACGGUGAUUUGAGGCUUCAUGCAUACACCAUUUAUCGAGACCAGUUGAGAGGUUAUGGACGCACACUAGAAGAAUAA
Botrytis byssoidea is the source of this 1092-nucleotide messenger RNA. RefSeq lists its product as uncharacterized. NCBI's taxonomy places the organism in Eukaryota, Fungi, Ascomycota, Leotiomycetes, Helotiales, Sclerotiniaceae. The coding region runs from base 1 to 1092 and encodes 363 amino acids. The record is from RefSeq and is a predicted model, not a curated record. The transcript is spliced from 2 exons.